Messenger RNA from Doryrhamphus excisus (bluestripe pipefish), 1565 nucleotides. Lineage: Eukaryota; Metazoa; Chordata; Actinopteri; Syngnathiformes; Syngnathidae. The record is from RefSeq and is a predicted model, not a curated record.
UCACAUCCGGUUUUGACUUCCCGGUUCUGCUCUGCUCGCAGCUGAGCUCAUAUGGCUAAGCUAACUAGCUUGCUAACUCCUACCUCGCUCACUCAUCAUGAAGACGCCGGUGUGAGACACACAACAACCUGCAUGUCAGCCUCACUUCAUGGGUCGUAGCAACCACAGACAGUCGGUCUACAACGUUUGGACUCCAUGAUCUGACUCAGAAAACUCAGAUUAAUCUCCUCCAGAAUCACAUCCUGAAACAUGGACGACCCAGACAGACCUCAGCGGAAAAUGUCCACAGCAGGGGACAGCCUGUACAAAGUCCUGGGUCUGCAGAAGGGAGCAUCAGCAGAGGAGAUAAAAAAGGCCUACAGGAAGCUUGCGUUGAGACACCAUCCCGAUAAGAACCCCGACAACCCUGAAGCAGCCGAGAGAUUCAAAGAGAUCAACAACGCCAACUCCAUCCUCAGCGACGAGAACAAGCGCGUCAUUUACGAUGAGUACGGCUCCAUGGGUCUCUACGUGGCCGAGCAGUUUGGGGACGAGAGCGUCAAAUACUACUUCCUUAUGUCCAAGUGCUGGUUUAAGGCCCUUCUGGUGUGUUGUGGGAUUUUCACCUGCUGCUGCUGUCUCUGCUGCUGCUGCUUCUGCUGCGGGAAGUGCAAGCCCUCCGAGGAAGAGGAGAACGGAUUCUACGUGGAUCCCGAGGACCUGGAAGCGGAAAUCAGAGAACAGGAGGAUGCACGAGACGCCGUAAUCGUCAUACAGCCGAGCUCUUCUGCCAAUGCUGACGCCUCGGGCGCUGAUGGAGCUGCUGAUGCCGCUGAUGCCGCUGAUGCCGCCUCAGGCGAGGACAAGGCCGUCGUCAUUCAGCCCCACGCCAGCAACGGAGCCAUACAUCUGUCGGUGGAGGACUGAGUGGGUCAGGCUCUUGGUGGUCCUGGUCUUGGCUCCAAGUCUGGAUGGAGUUUUUUUUUUUUUUCCUUUUUUGUUUACAUUACAGCAGUUAUUUUGGAUUUAUUUUUGCUUCCAGCUAGAUAUUUAUCUUUUUAAAACAUGCUAUUUUUGAGGGGAGACCAAAGCCUCGUCUCCUCACGCACUUUAAACGCGUGUCAAAGUGCCAAUGAUGGCCGGAUGUGAACGUGAACGAUGCCAAGCAACUGCAAAAAUGGACUGAACGGCACCAAGAUGGCUGCCACAAUCAAGGCCAAGAUGACUCAAGUGAAGGUGCCAUGUAUUCAGUCUGAUAUGUACAUCAUGAAGUCACUUCCUUUUCCUGUUUGGUCCUGGCCCGUCGAUGCGGCUGUUUGAGACCUUCAAUCCAAAUCCUGUUUUUAUGUCCGUUUUUAUUCCACGUAUACGCAAGAGAAAGCCUUUCAUUUUUAAUCCAAUUAGUUUUAUUUCUUCGAUGUACGUAUAUUAUGUGUUGGACAUCAGCAAUAUAUUGAAAUAACGAGUGUAGAAGGUGAAUGUUUUUGCUUUAUUUGUACUUACGGAUGUAUCUUCAUCCCAACAUUCCCAACGUGUAUCUCUCCUGGAUAAACGUUUUCUGAUGGAAUAAACUCAGGUGUCAUUGA